AUGAAUUCUGAUUCAAGCUCUGUCUCCAGCAGAGCCUCAUCUCCGGACAUGGACGAGCUGUAUCUGAGGGACCACCACCGCCAUCACCACCACCAGGAGAGCCGCCUCAACUCCGUCUCGUCCACGCAGGGCGACAUGGUACAGAAGAUGCCCGGGGAAAGCCUCUCGCGGGCCGGCGCCAAGGCCGCGGGCGAGAGCAGCAAAUACAAAAUCAAGAAGCAGCUGUCGGAGCAGGACCUCCAGCAGUUGAGACUGAAGAUCAACGGGCGCGAGCGCAAGCGGAUGCACGACCUGAACCUAGCCAUGGACGGGCUGCGCGAGGUCAUGCCGUACGCGCACGGGCCCUCGGUGCGCAAACUCUCCAAGAUCGCCACUCUCCUGCUGGCCAGAAACUACAUCCUCAUGCUCACCAGCUCCUUGGAAGAGAUGAAGAGGUUGGUUGGUGAGAUAUACGGGGGCCACCACUCGGCCUUCCACUGCGGGACCGUGGGCCACUCGGCCGGCCACCCAGCGCACGCCGCCAACGCCGUGCACCCGGUGCAUCCCAUCCUGGGCGGCGCUCUCUCGUCUGGCAACGCCUCGUCGCCUCUGUCCGCUGCCUCGCUGCCCGCCAUCGGCACCAUCCGGCCUCCCCACUCGCUGCUCAAGGCGCCGUCCACGCCUCCCGCGCUGCAGCUGGGCAGCGGCUUCCAGCACUGGGCCGGGCUGCCCUGCGCCUGCACCAUCUGCCAGAUGCCGCCGCCGCCGCACCUGUCCGCCCUGUCCACCGCGAACAUGGCCAGGCUGUCUGCCGAGUCCAAGGACUUGCUCAAGUGA
Rangifer tarandus platyrhynchus (Svalbard reindeer) is the source of this 816-nucleotide messenger RNA. The record is from the annotation of a GenBank genome assembly. Lineage: Eukaryota; Metazoa; Chordata; Mammalia; Artiodactyla; Cervidae.